Mercenaria mercenaria is the source of this 8716-nucleotide messenger RNA. RefSeq names its product beta-secretase 1-like. Gene Ontology annotation, molecular function: aspartic-type endopeptidase activity. Lineage: Eukaryota; Metazoa; Mollusca; Bivalvia; Venerida; Veneridae. The coding region runs from base 179 to 1696 and encodes 505 amino acids. The transcript is spliced from 11 exons. Gene Ontology annotation, biological process: membrane protein ectodomain proteolysis; amyloid-beta metabolic process. Gene Ontology annotation, cellular component: trans-Golgi network; endosome; membrane. The record is from RefSeq and is a predicted model, not a curated record.
AGUUCACUAUGGGAUAGAUCUAGUAAGUGGGUUUUGUAUGAAUUAAAAACAGACUGAUUUAGUGGCGUUCAAUUGGAAAAGUAAUUAUAUUAGUCUUUAUCCAAUUAAACAGCCAUUUCCGGCUCCAGACGAUGUAACCUUUGGACUGGUGCUACAAUGGUCUGAUGAAGGAUUUAAGAUGCGGAAUGAAAAAUACAUAUUACAGAGACAGAUAGUAACCAUAUUGUUGGUUACAAACUUGUGUCUUACUUCCGUGUUAGGGAAUUUACCACUUGUUAAGAGGAAUAGGGUAGCCAAAGAGGAUGUUAGUAGAGCAUCACAGCUGCAGGGAAACAUACAGUAUGGGAACCAGAUUGGUAACCUCCUUGGAAGGCCUGGUGAAGGGUACUACUUGGAAGUAGAAAUUGGUACACCCCCACAAAAGUUUAAUGUAUUGAUUGAUACUGGAAGCAGUAAUUUGGCUGUAGCUUGUAAACCAACAAUAGAAAUCUCAACACAUUUCCAGACAGACAAAUCUUCAACAUACAAGGGGUCUGGUAGGAGUGUUACAGUACCUUAUACUUUGGGUAGCUGGAAUGGCAACCUUGGAGAAGAUGUUAUAACCAUCUCUACCAUCCCAGAUGUAAGCGUAACAGCAAAUAUUGCAUGUAUUGACAAAGCUGAGCAUUUCUUCAUGAAUGACUCAAACUGGCAAGGCAUUUUGGGUCUUGGUUAUGCAGAUAUUGCUCGGCCUGACAGUUCUGUGGAACCUCUGUUUGACACCAUGGUACGCCUUGGACAGUCAAAAAACAUUUUCAGCGUUCAGCUGUGUGGACUAGGGUAUUUCUCACCAAAUCCAAAUAAUACUGUUGGUGGAUCUUUGAUACUUGGUGGCACAGCACCAGAACCAUAUAAUGGAGAAUUGUUUCCAACCCCUAUAUACAAGGAAUGGUACUAUGAAGUUGUCAUUGUUGACAUAGAGGUGGCUGAUAAAAGCUUGGAUAUGGACUGUAAAGAGUAUAACUUUGGGAAAACAAUUGUAGAUACUGGUACAACAAAUCUUCGUCUUCCAUACCGGGUAUUCAAUAAAAUUGUUCAACAUAUUGUACAGGAAUUACAGUUAAAUCCAGAGGUUGUACCACCAAAUGCUGGAUUUUGGUCAGGGGAGGAAGUACUAUGCUGGAAAGAGGGUCAAGUACCAUAUGGGGUGUUCCCUACCGUGUCUUUAGUACUGCCUGCAAAUGCCACAGCAAGCUUCAAGCUGGUUAUUUCACCUCAGCAAUAUCUUAGACCUGUUGGUGAGGAAAAUGAUAAUUCUCCUGAAAAUGAUUGCUUCAAAUUUGGAAUUUCGAGUCUAGAUUCAGGUAGUGUAAUAGGUGCUAUAGUAAUGGAGGGAUUCUAUGUUGUGUUUGAUAGAGAAAAUAAAGAAGUGAAGUUUGCCAAUUCUACCUGCAGACCUUUAGAUCCAGAUACUGUCAGGUCACAUAUACAAGGAUACAUGAAAUAUACAGGUGACUACAAUGACUGUGCAUACAAGAAGGUGGAAACUGACAAUAAAACAUUGACAAUAGUUGGCUAUGUGUUGGCAGGUAUCUGUGGAGUCUGUAUUUUACCCCUGUUUGUCCUCUUGUUGCAAUGGCAGUGCAGGAAAUGCCCAUGUCGAAAACUGAAAAGGUCCAACUCUGACUUUAAAGAUCUCAUGGAAGGUAGCAGUUGAUGGAUGCCUUGCAGCAGACGACAUUCAAAAAGAAGGCUGAACAUUUUAUACAAACAUUUGGCUCACAUUUUUUUCAUGUUUAGGUCAUGAAGUUUGGGAUAAGGGUUUUCGAAACAUGUUAUACAAUUUUUGAGGCUAUGCCUCCUGGAAUUUCAUUGGUUGACUUUUAAAGUAGUUGUUAGGUUUAUCCAAUCAGAUUUAUUGAUGCAGUUUAGACAUCAGAUAUUGGAUUGGUUGAAAUUUAGAAUGGUGUUUGCUUAUAAGAGGUUUGUAGAUUUUUAAUGGUCACGGCCACUUCGAUUUUCAGUAUUUAUUUAAGCAUUAACCUUUACCCAGCUAAAUUUCUAAAAUGGACUUGUCCAUCAUUCAAUUUGGGCAGUACCACUUAUUAUCUAAACGGGUGUUCACUGAAAAAUUACUGACUAAAUAGCGAACAGUGCAGACCUUGAUCAGCCUGCAUGGACAUACAGGCUGAUCAUGGACUGCACUGGUCGCAAAGGUAGAACCACUUGCCACCAGCAGGCUGAAGGUUAACUUUAAAUAGAUUUUAGAUAAACAUAUUUAUCUGCCAAAGUGGUGUAUCUUUGCUGUAUUAAUGACUGAAACUUAAGUGAAGUGAGGUUCAUGAAAUUAAGCAUUUGUUUAUCAUUAAGAUUUGGAUCACAAUUGAAAUGUUAUAUGCUUUUUACGCCCUGGCAUCUACUGAUGCGGGAGGCAUAUAGUGAUUGUCCUGUCUGUUGGUUCGUCCAUCCGUCCGUACGAGGUUAACCAAAUGGAACUGUUACGUAUAGCAUCAAUACCCCUAACUAGAAUGACUUGAUACUAAUGCAGAUGUAACCUGUGACCAUUCCUCAUCUUCAGACAUCACCUGACCUCAGUUUGACCUUGACCUUGAACUUGACCUCGUUUUGGACUUGGGUUACUUUGUAUCAACAAGGAUGCCACUGGGGGCAUCAAGCGUUUAUUGAACGCAGCUACUUGUUUUUUUUUUCAAAUUUGACUUAUGUAAACAAACUAUGCCAUAUUGUUUAAAGUAUGCAGUUAUAUAUGUUAUAUAAUAACUAUAAAGCAAUAAUGAUACAGUCUGGCUUUAUUGACUUAAAUGUGAUGGUUAGGAUUCAAGAUGGUUCACUUUUGGCUAAUUGCAUAGCAUGUGACUAAUAAAUUUAAAGCAGUUGUGAAUAUUAACCAAAGGUAAACGUUCCUUAUUUUAAAAUGACAGUUGACAGAAGUUGCAACAUUGAAUGGAUUAAGCAACUUAUUUCUAACAUGUUCUAGUUGAGCACAUGGCAGAAGUCAUAUUGCCACCUCAGAAUCCAGUCUAGGCUGAUACUUAAGGAAACAUGAUUGGGAAUCGAAUCCUGAUUGCUGGUGUUGUAGUCCAAGCUAACAGACCACCGUGCUACUGCCUUGAACCAGCAUAGUAUUAGUAAUUAAGGCUGUUAGCUGUAACAUUGUCAAACAAAAGAUAUUCUGUACCCAAUCUACAAUGUCACAUUUAAGUAUGAUAUACUAGCAAAUGUAUAUUAUAUCCACCAGCUUAAAAUAUUGGGGAAAAAGUCAUGAGUUUGAUAUCAAAUAUGUCUUGAUAUUCAGAAAUAGUGGAAACGUGCUAUUCAGUUAUAUACAGUUGAAUCUCUGUAUUUCAAUUUCCAAGGGAUGAAGCAUUUUACUUUGAAAUAACCAAAAUUUUACUUAAAAUGAUAUUUUGUUACAUGUUUUUUGGGACGGGACUUGAAAAUGUCAAGAUAAUUGUAAUUUUGAGAUAAGCAAGUUCGAGAUAUUGAGUUUCAACUAUAUGUAAAAAACAAUGAUAGGGCUAAUAGUGUGAGAAAGAAGAGAUACCCCAGUAUAUUGAGCCACCUGCUUGGAAGUGAUGUAUAGGUACAUUGUACUUUGAUCUUUGCUCUGUGGUGAAUUCUAAGUACAUUUAAGCUACAUUUUAUGGACAAGUAACUGCCAUUGCAACAACCUAUUUAGAUGCAUACAUUUAUGCUGAAACAUUUUCAAGCAGGUGUCUUAAGAGCCCACAAUAUCCAUAUUAAAAAAAACAACUCCAGUUUUAGUAGGUUCUGUCUCUGCUUUGGAGUACCAUUCACUUUGCUAUUCAACAACUCUGCUAACCAUUUAUAUACCUUAGGUUCAGUUGCCAUUACUUACAGGACAGUGGAUUUAUAACUAUUGAUCAGAACAGUGGAUUUAUACUAGAUAUUGAUAAGCUUAGAUUUAUACUGGAUUUUGUAAAUGUAAUAUCAUUUAAACCAUGCCAUUUCAGUAAAGCCAGACUUUAUUUUGAUGUAUUAUGCAGAAUUAAAGAAACACUUUUAUUGUUACCUUUACUAUAUUUUUGAAUUUUUAAAUUGUUCAUGUAUUUAUUGUAUUACAGUGUACAGUCCUUUAUAUUUCCUUAUUGGUUUUAGUAUUCAGAUCUCGCCAGACGAGGAAGAAAUAUAUUUAAUUCUGUGUGUACUCCAAUAGUGUAAAAAGUUUUCCUGUGGUUUGUAGUCAUUCAUACCCAGUUAAUAUGUUUGUUUGUCUGUCUGUAUGUCACAAAAUAUUUCAUUUUAUUUUUGAAAAGCAUUUGAAGAGUUUAUAUAAGCUACUGUUUUGUUUGAGUUCUUCUGUCGAAGGGUUUUUUAUCCUCAAGAAACUGUUGAUAGUACAAAUGUAUACAUCAUUCUAAAGGCCUUAGAAUUAAGUAUUUUGAUUUUUAGUCUUACAAUUAUCAUAAAAGAUCUAUUUUAUAUGGAACAAGUUUUGUUAGACACCAUUAAAAUUUAAAACUGGCAACUGACUUGAUUGAUUGAGGGAUUUUUAGUUUUGCGGUAACUUUUUCUAACCAUAAAAGCUACAUUUUGGAUCAGUAAUGUUUUAACAUUUAUAGAAAAAAUCGAAACUUUGCAUUGCCUCAAAAGUUACAUUUUAUAUAUAUAAAAGUAAAUAUGAUACAUGAUAUUUUUUAAUUCAUAAGGUUCUACUACCAGCCCAAGACAUUUAGUGUAAUCUAAUAUGAACUUAGGUGCUACCUAGAAGGCAGAACUCCCUUGAAAAAUCACCAGUGCCCCUUGAAAAUUAAAGGAGUGUUGCUGGAAUGAUCUGGAAUUAUGGAUCCGUUUUAGGAAGUUUAUGUUCUUUAACAUCUAUUAAAAUUUUCAUGAAUAAAUGAUAAUUCAUGAUUUCUGAAUGAAUGUCUUAGAAUGCAUUAAGAUUAAAUCUUGACAUGCGAAAACUCAACAAAUAUGCUAUAUACGAACUAAAGAAAGUUGCAGUUCUUUUUAGAAAGAAGAAUGUGUCCAACUUAAAGGCAAAAUCCUGCUACGAUAGACCUCUGGUAUGGGAGAAUGAAAGUCAUUUACAUGUACAAAGCUUGUUUAAAAACCAAAAGACUAGCCAUCUUUAAAAGUUAAUGAUGAGAAUUUUUCCCAGAGAAAAUCACUUUUUUGCCGAAAUUCUCAAAAACUUCGGUUUUAUUUACUGAACUGCGAAGUUAACAGUCUAUGACAUUUUUAUGGUUAAUGUUUUAGCACAACUGAUAUAGAAUAGGAAUGGUAGUUACUAGUAGGAGCCUUUUUGAUGUUUAUUGAUAAUUCAUAGUCAGUAGUUUUUUUCUUAGUAAUAAACUCUGGUCAGUGAUUUUUAAGCUUGUGGAUGAAAUAUAUAUUAACAGGGAGAAGAGCAUUUUGUGCUUUUCACAGUUCAAUGCCUGUAAAUUUUGAUCCAAAAACCUUUCUUUAAAAAAAAAGUUUUAUCUACUGACUACUGUACAGACAGUACUACAUUGGAACCCGACAUUAACAAAAACACUUGUUAAAUUUCACAUGAAUGACAUUAUUUUUUUACAAUACUUUCAAAACCCAUAAAUAAAAAAAAGAAAAAAAAACUGAAAUAAAAAAGAAUUUAAAAAAAAAAAAAAGACGCUUCUGGUGAGGAUCGAACUCCCGACCUUUGGACUUCAAUGCGACCUCGCUAACCACUGCACCAAUGUGGAAGUAUGGCGUCAUCAAUACAAAUAUAAGUAUAUAUAAUAAAUUUCAGUUGUGGCAGCGUGAAGAAAAUCGUUUCACAUUGAAAAUAUUGUAUUUUACCUUUUUUUCUUCGUAGAAGAUGUAUUUAGCACUAAAUUCUUAUUAUCAGGCGCUCAUUUACAUUUUUAUUCAACGUUCAAAGCAGUAAGCAAAACGCUUUGUCAGCCGUAAACAGCAAGCGUCUGUUGACGUCUAACUGAUUAAUUACUAUGAGCAUUGCGUACUGGAAGAAACCCGAACAACACCGAUUCCAAAAACUUACCACGAUUUUUCAACUCGAUAGUAAUUCAACACACAGUUUUAUUCAUUUUCUUUUUCACACGUCUAACUGUAAUGCGACCCUGAUAUAUACUGAACUGCUUUAAAAAUGCAACACUUUUUGACAUUCAGCUAAAAAAUUCUGUGAACAUUUGAAGCAAUAUUUUUACAUCAGAAUAAACAUAUUAAGCCAAUUUCGUCUUAUUUUUGUUGUUUAUUUAAUAUUGAAAUCACUCAUGCAUGAAACCGGAGUAAAUGAUUUAAGGUUCAUAUAAAGUCUUGAAUAAAUUUGAUGUGACAUAUAUGAGGUCCAUUAAGACGAAAAUUUCAUUUGUGUCCAGUGUUGCUCCUAAAAAAAAUUGUCUUUAAAAGAUUUUGACAAGGGUGAUUUCGACUUUUUUACAUGUCAAGGCACAUAGUGGGUAUUAAUAAAAACACCAAAAGAAAUUUCAUAGUACUAAGUUUUUUAGGGUUGAUUUCAUUAGAUCAUCUGAAGUUUAACACUAAACAACAUAUAAUUGUGAAUUAUUUCAAAGUAUUGAAUUUUAGCCUUAUUGUUGAAACUGGUAUGGAAACAAACUUGAGGAGAGCUCUUAAGUUUACACCUGAUGUUCAUAAGGCAAUGAAGAAUACAAUAAGACUCAAUUUGCUGAAAAGAAUUUGCUCACUUGAUCAACAUAUCGGAUGAGUUUUCUUAUUUUUAGAAUUUUGUGUCAUUUUGUGAUUUUCAUUUUUGGAGUGUAUGUCUCAAACAGCUAACAGUUCUGCGAAUAACUACUUCCAAAUGAUGUCGUUUUUGUUAAGUGUUAGCUUUAUUUGAUGCAAUGUUCUUAGACAAUUUCAUUCAAAACAUAAGACCAAAAACAGGAGUUAUUUAGAACUAUAUACUGGUAAGUGUUGUGUAUUGAAAGCAGUUCAAGCGAUUAUUGAUAAAAAUGAUAUGAAGUUAAUAAAAUUAAAGAAAAAACAGGUUUAAUUAUCAGAAAUCAUUGUACAUGUACUACUCUUUAAAAAAGUUGUCAUUUAUGUUUUAACAAUUGUUUAUUUCUUUUCUGGCUGUAGUUGCUUGUCUUUGAGUUGUUGUAAAGUGCUUAAAAUUUUUGUGUUUUUUUUAGUAUUUAUGUACUUGAUGUGAUUUAAGUGAUAUUGUUAAAUUAUUUAUUAAUUAUUUUGUGUGAAUUUUAAUUUCAUGGUUUUUGCCAAAACAGCUGUUUAGUAGGGAUAUGAAUUCAUGGAUUUUAACUUUUGCAUGUUUUUGUCUUCAUUAUGGUUUAAGUUGGUGGAUUGAUAUAACAGUGACAUCCGUGAGAAUUAGUCCCCCAACAAUGUUGGUGGAUUGAUAUAACUGUGACAUCCGUGAGAAUUAGUCCCCCAACAAUGUUGGUGGAUUGAUAUAACUGUGACAUCCGUGAGAAUUAGUCCCCCAACAAUGUUGGUGGAUUGAUAUAACAGUGACAUCCAUGAGAAUUAGUCCCCCAACAAUGUUGGUGGAUUGAUAUAACAGUGACAUCCAUGAGAAUUAGUCCCCCAACAAUGUUGGUGGAUUGAUAUAACAGUGACAUCCGUGAGAAUUAGUCCCCCAACAAUGUUGGUGGAUUGAUAUAACAGUGGCAUCCGUGAGAAUUAGUCCCCCAACAAUAGUAUUUAUAUAGUACAGUUUUACUAUAGUUAGAGCCUUAAUUCAUGUAGUCAAAUUUUGGUGUUUGUGAAUUUUAUUUUAGGGCUACAGUUAACAGUAGCUACUUUGGUUCAUGAACAAAUUAUUUUUAUGAGACUUUGUUUGUUUCUUGUUCAGUAUGUGUGAAUGUGUUUUUCUCAAAGAUAAACAUUCCUCUAAAUUAUAACUGAGCUGUUUUGUAUGUGGAUCUGGUUAGGGUAUUGUUGAGAAUCAUCCUAUACUGUUGUGUGUGCACACCUCUCAAAGAUUGAAUUCUAUCAUCUGUUGACAUCAUCUUGCUUGCUUAUCAAACAGUUUUUAUUCUUUUAAUCUACUCUUGCAUGAUUUGGUUGAAGUUCAGGCAGUUGCCCAUUGUCUUCCUCCACCUUCACUGCUGGAAACGUGCCAUAUGACUUCAGGUUGUCUCUCUCAUUUUACUAAAGCUUGUGUAUUUACAUAGAAGGUUUUGAAAUCAUUUUUAGAAGAUGGCUUGAUGUUUCACUAUUAUAGAUAUGAAAGCCUGAUUAUGACAAAUGAUUUGUAUUUGUGUACAAUAUGGAAGGUAUUUAUCUAAUCUGGGAUACAAGUUUGUCUUGGAUCCGGUCUGUUGAUUGUCUUCUGCAUCUGUACACUUACUGACAACAUUGUUACCCAGUCAAGGACUAGAAAUAUCGAUUAAUGGAAUACUGUUGAACUUCGUUUGCUUGAACUCUGAUGAUUCAAACACCACACUUUUCUUGAACUCAUUGUCAGGUGCUGACAAAAUUGCCAUGUUGUAUAUUGUUCCGGUAGCUCGGACUACCAAUUACUCGAACAAAUUUUGCCAGUUCCAUCAAGUUGGAGCAAACGAAGGUGGACUGUAUUUCAAAGUCUUGUACAUGUUUGGAAAAAGAACACUUUUUUGAUGACUGUGUUCCAGACACUUCAGCAACAUACCCCUUUUAAUGUUUUGUUUGUGUUUUGAUAGGUUCUGUAUUACAUGAUAUGCAUCAUCAUUCAAUAAAUCUGCAUGUGUGCCAAUAUUUUCAUGUCAAGAAAAACAUUAUUAUUAUUAGCAAUAAAUCUUUAAAAAAAAGAAAA